AUGGCCAAAGAUCGCUUGAAAUAUCGUGAGACACUGGUCAGAGUAAUUCGAUAUAAUUACGGAACCCAAAUAGACGAUCGCCAUCGCGAUGCCUCAGUAAACGGUGGCGUAAGCGACGCGGCGUGGCGGCGAGAUGAAAGGGCCACGAUACCAUCGGACGCUCUUUGCGACACUUCGCCGCUGCGGCCACGCGCCUUACAUCUAAUCGCUGAUAAAACGCCCAACUCAUCUCUCAUUUCAUCUGUGCGCGAAUCUAUUACCGAUUUUACGAGUGGCGCGGUCGCUCGUUACGGAAUCGGUUUGGUCUCGGUUCCCACGGCUUUCCGGCGCCUGCCCGCGUCCCCUGCCGCCUCCUGGCCGGUGGCCCGCCGUGCCCACCAGACCAAAAAUCACCGCGCAGACAGCUGCAGAUGUCACGGCCCCGUUCAAACAAUGCAACUGCAAACGCACCGCCGGACGAGGAAAUCGAUGAGCGUCGCGAUUUCACGCCUCCGAGGCCGGAAUCGCAAUUCCCGAAAACCACGGACUGUUGUCGACCCCGGGGUAAGAGGUGUGAAAUUGCAAUUGCCGAUUACCGUAUCACACUGCGAGCUGAUCAUCGUCAGCAUUGCGAACGAUUCGUUA
This is a messenger RNA of Iphiclides podalirius (scarce swallowtail), 624 nucleotides long. Lineage: Eukaryota; Metazoa; Arthropoda; Insecta; Lepidoptera; Papilionidae. The record is from the annotation of a GenBank genome assembly.